Messenger RNA from Effrenium voratum, 1677 nucleotides. The record is from the annotation of a GenBank genome assembly. Lineage: Eukaryota; Dinophyceae; Suessiales; Symbiodiniaceae.
AUGUCGCUGGCGCCGGUCCCGGCGGAAGACGAGAGCUUCCCCUUUCGGCUCACGAUCUGCCGGCCCAGUGUGGCCGGCCUCGAGGGCCUGCCCUUUGCGGAGGUGGUGUACAAAAAGCAGCGGCAUCUCGUGGUGCAGUGGCCCUACUUGCUGCCCUUCCAACUCAGCUCCGGGCACCUCACGGUGAGGGUCUUCCUGGCAGAGGAUGAGGGCGCCUUCCUGCAGCUGCGGCGGGAGGCGCUGGGCUGCGGCGAGGUGAGCCUGGAAAGCCUUGAGAGCUGCGCCCAGGAGAUGCAGGAGCUGGUGCUGCCGCUGUCCUGCGGCGCCUCGGUCCGCGUCUUGGCCCAGCGCCGCGCGCGGCUCCUGGCCGCCGCCUGGGCCCUCUCCGUGGCGGAGCGCGACGCCGCGGUCUUCGAGGCGGCGAGUCCGGCGGAGCCGCGGGAGGUCUGGAAGGAAAAGUACGAGAAGCAGAAAGAGGCAGUCGAGGCGUUGCGGAAGGAGCACGCGGAGAUCCUAGAAGGAUUGCAGGCCGAGAAGGCGCGGUCCCGCGCGAAGUCCACGGCGGCGGCGGAGCUCACGGGGCGCAUCCUGUGGCGUGCGGUGGCGGAUGUGGUGCUGCUGGCUUGGGCCCAGUGGGUGGCGCAGGAGAAGAGCCAGCGCCAGUUCAUCCAGCUCUCCGAGGACGCCCAAAUCUUCCAGGCCUCCAGCACCGAAGAGCGGCAUUUGGCGCAGCAGAAGCUGCGGCAGCUGCAGAGGGACAAGGACGGCGCCUUCUGCGAAGAGGCGAAGCUGCAGGAGCUCUGGUCCCUUCGCCUGGACGCCUGGGGCCGGCGCCUCGGGCCCGGCACUGGCAGGGACCGGGAGCUCGCGGCGCUGCAUUUCUCGUGGGGCGCCUGGCGCCUCCGCGUGCGGCGGCACCUGAAGCUGUGGCCACUGGCGGGGAAGGAGGCGCUGACCCUCCUCUUCCGCCACCUCCAGGCCUGGCGCCUCUGUGCCGCCUCCGGGCGGCGAAGGCACCAGGCCUUGGCUUUGGCGGAGGCGGAGCUGGCCGCCCUUGCGGCGGCGCGCCUCAGAGCGGCGGAGGCGCUGGAGAGCCUGGACUGGCGCUGGCACCAGCGGGCGGCGCUGGAGCAGUGGCAGGCGCUGCUGCUGGACCGCCGCUCCGCCCAGUUCCUGCGCUUCGCGCUGGGCUGCGCCGCCCAGCGCGCCGCCGGUGCGGUGCUGGGUGUUUUCCUGUGCCGCUGGCACAGCGUGUGCCUGGGCCGCCGCGAGGCCAAGGUGGCGGCGGAGCGCGCUGCGCGGCGCAGCGCGUGGCGCCGGCGCAGGCGCAGCACGGCGCAGGCGCUGGAAGCGCCGGCCGGGUGGUGGCUGGCGGGCUUCCUGGCCUUUGUCCUGCAACAGUGGCGGGACGGUGCCAGGCAGGCGCGCAUCCAACAGGUGCUGGAGGAGCAGCUGCAGUCGCGGGAGGCCGCACAGAGCCAACUCAGCGAGAGUCAGCGCGAGCUGCAGGGCCUGCAGGCCGCAAAGCGCCAGGAGGAGGGCGCCUGGGCCAACGAGCGCAGCGACCUGCUGGAGCGGCUGCAGCACCUGCGGGCGGAGCAGCGCAGCGCGCGGGACCAGCUCCAGGCGAUCCUGGCGCGGCGCUCUCAGCUGGUCUGGCCCAAUUGGCCUACUUGA